GUUUGCAGUUCAACAUUAAAAAGUCCACAGAGCCCGUCCAGCCCCGAGCCCUCCUCAAGUUCCCAGACAUCUAUGGACCCAGGCCAGCUGUGACGGCCCCAGAGGUCAUCAACUACGCAGACUACACUCUGAGGACCACAGAGGAGCCUGCUGCGUCUGCCAGCCCUCAGGCCCCAAAUGACAGCCGCCUCAAGAGGCAGGUCACAGAGGAGCUGUUCGUCCUUCCUCAGAAUGGUGUGGUGGAGGAUGUCUGUGUCAUGGAGACCUGGAACCCAGAGAAGGCUGCCAGCUGGAACCAAGCCCCCAAGCUCCACUACUGCCUGCAGUAUGACCAGCAGAAGGCGGAGCUGUUUGUGACUCACCUGGAAGCUGUGACCAGUGACCAUGACGGAGGCUGUGACUGCUAUGUCCAAGGCAGCGUGACCAACAAGACAGGCUCUGUGGAGGCUCAAACGGCCCUAAAGAAGCGGGAGCUGCGUAUCACCUGGGAGGAAGGCCUGGUGCUCCCCCUGGCAGAGGAGGAGCUCCCCACCGCGACCCUGACACUGACCCUGAGGACCUGUGACCGCUUCUCUCGCCACAGUGUGGCCGGGGAGCUUCGCCUGGGCCUGGAUGGGGUGUCCGUACCUCUGGGGGCUGCCCAGUGGGGGGAGCUGAAGACUUCAGUUAAGGAGCCUUCAGCAGGAACUGGAGAGGUCCUUCUCUCCAUCAGCUACCUCCCGGCUGCCAACCGCCUCCUGGUGGUGCUGAUUAAGGCCAAGAACCUCCACUCCAACCAGCCCAAGGAGCUCCUGGGGAAAGAUGUCUCUGUCAAGGUGACCUUAAAGCACCAGGCUCGGAAGCUGAAGAAGAAGCAGACGAAACGAGCCAAGCACAAGAUCAACCCCGUGUGGAAUGAGAUGAUCAUGUUCGAGCUGCCCGACGACCUGCUGCAGGCCUCGAGCGUGGAGCUGGAGGUGCUGGGCCAGGAGGAGGAGGGGCAGAGCUGCGCGCUGGGCCGCUGCAGCCUGGGCUUGCACGCCGCGGGCUCGGAGCGCAGCCACUGGGAGGAGAUGCUCAAAAACCCGCGCCGGCAGAUCGCCAUGUGGCACCAGCUGCACCUGUAGCUGCCUUCCUGGGCCACCUCCCUUCUCCUGCACAGCCCUGCCCCUUCGGUCCCAGCUGUCCUCUGCCACCUCCUCUUUGUGCCACGUCCUCAUUAUGACAGGCGUGUUUGCAAAGACCAAGACCCUAUUUCCUUGUCAUCACACCACCGUUUCUAAACAGUGAGCAGGGCAGGGCAGCGUGUGGACAUCUGGGUCACACUGAGGAAUGCGUUUUGCUCAUCUGUGUCAUUGAUGAGGCACUUAUCAAUUUCAGCCCAUGUGUAGGAUUUGCGGGUGGGGGCGCCAGUCCAGAUGCAGAGAAAGCUGAAUUGGGGGAAUAAUGGAUACAAAGAAUUUGGUUUUUUAAAAAUGAGCAUUUUAAAAAUGAUGAAAAAAAUAAAAGUAUCCUGGAUCAACUCAUAGAAUUAGAGAUUGUCAGGGUGGGGUGAAAUCUCAGGCAGCAUGAAGUCACACUCCCAACCCAAGCAGCUCUCAAACCUUAGUGUGUGGAGAAAUCACCAGCAGACUCCCGGGCCCACCUGUAGACUUUCCAAACCAGUGUUCCUGGCAGAUCUCAGGAGCCUUCCUUUUCAGCAAGCACUCAGCGGCUUGGUUGCAGAGGUUGGAGCACUGGGCUUGGAGAAAUCCCUUCUGCAACAUUCCAGACAAGUUUUCACAGUCCUUAACACCCUGGGGCAGCCGGUUCCAAUGCGGGAUAUCUCAACCAUCAGUGUGAAAUUUGGAAGACUCUGGGUACUUCAUUUAAUUAUUCUGAUUCUUCAUAUUUUCUUUUGUACUUUUCAGAUCCUGCUCUUGGAUUGCAUUUGUACUUUUUAUUGAUUAACUUUAUUGUUUUAUCUCAGAAUCAGUUUAUAUUAUAUUUGAGGGGGGCCUUCCUUGGCAGAGUACAGGUGGGAUCCCCCUAUUAGUCAUCAGGUCCUCGUUGUCACAUCCACCAGCAUCACCAAAGUGACCCUCUGAGACAGACCUACCCCUCCUGGCGGUCCAGCCACUUCAGGAAGAAUCCCACACUUGGGGCUCAUGUUAAUUUAGUUCACUACAUCUGGCUCCGGGGAGGCGGGGAAGGAAGAUAACUCUGAAUAGGAAACAAAGACUUUUACAAAUGUGCCUCCAGCUUUAGUUUGCAGGACUGAUCCCUUUAAAAUAAGUAAAUAACCAGCAGCCAGGUUUCAGAUUCCUACCUUAUUAUUUCAAAGAGCUGUCCGGUAAUUAAAUGAUGAGCCUUGUGGAGUGGAUAUGUUUGCCUGUGAGCCAAGACUCCUGGAUUCUGUUGUUGGCCAUCUGAUACGCAGCACUGAGGACACGGCAGCUCUAUUGGUGAGAACGAUGUGAUUGAUAGAUGAAAGUGUGCUCAAAGCUGCACGUGCUCCCCAGCUAAAAACGAACUCUGGGGCCACCAGCAGAUCAUCUUUAAGCUUUAAGUUGGCAGCUGACAAUGCCUGGAGAGAGCCAAUUCCAUUGUAAGCAUUUCCAGUACCCUGAAUUCUGCGUUUGGACGCCUUAGUACUGACAUCCAAACUCUGGGUCUUCAGAUGUCAUCCUGGUCCUGAUCUAAAAGAGAAUUCCUAGAUCCAGGAACCCCUAGGGUCAGGGCUAUCCUUCAACCUCAAUAAGUCAAGUCAUUCUUGGUCUCCCCCUGAAACUCUGAGCAGGGACCUAUCCCCCUUCGUUAUCAUUUUUCCUUUCUGUACAGAAGUAGAAAAGCAUUAGAAACAACUUCUAUCCACCGUCUAAAGAAACAGAAAAAAUAUCAAAUCCUUGUCUAAAAGGGAAAUCUUUCAGAUUGGAAAUCUUGAUCACUGAGGUUGACCACCUCCUACCAAUUUUUUUUUAGGCAACACAUUUGUGAGUGAUUUCCUAUACAUGUUUUUAGACCCUGACCCCCCCCCUCCCCCCCGCCUCCAGUCACUCUGGUUUCCCUUAUUUGGUUGGCAUGGCUAAAAUAGAACAAAACAUUCCCUAUGUAAGCUGACCAGUACUCUCUUCUUGGUAAUAUCUGCUACUUCGGUCUAGAAAAGUCUGGAUUCUAGGCUUAGAAUUAGCAAACAUGGUUCUAUUUCUUUAUAAAUCUAUAUACCUGCCUUGUAGUCACACCAAAGGAUGCUUGAGGUGGGUUGGGUAGGGUCUCUGAUCCUAAAAAUAGCACCUCUACCCAUGGUCAUUCCACCAUGAGGCAUUCAUUUCUUUGGAUCCCAGAGGUUUAGUUUUCCAGAAUCUAUAAACUAGGUUGCCCCUGAUAAGAGUCAAAUGCCACCACAGAACAUCUUAGGUAUCAGCUGUCAUCUCUCUUACCAGGCAUGUACAAAAAUAAGAGGAUUUCCAGGGAGCUUUUUCUGUUGUGUUCACUGGUGUGUUCCGACACCUAGGAUAAAGCUGGCUCAUGGGCCUGCAGAAAAGUAUUUGUUGAAUGAAUUGAGUAAAGGAUAGAUAGGGGAGUAGAGAGAAAAGGACACUGCAAAUGGCAUAAAAAUCAGAGUCCCAGGUCGUUUCUCAAUGGUAAAGGCAUCAGAAAUCUCAGUUGGCCUAGAAAUUCAUGGCAUCAAUUAUUACCAUUCACCUAAUGACAAUUCAUAGCUCUCUGUGUAAAUGUCAUUAAUGAUAGAAGAGAAUAUAAUCACUGUGCUUUUCUGCCCAAAUUUGGUCUUGGUGAAUUUUAUAUUAGUCAGAGGUAUCAGACUGCCAGAUCCAAAACUUCAGUGCUUACCUUGUACCAGAUACAUCUGCAGUUUACUACCCACCAAAUAAGAGUAAUUGGGUCUGUGUGAGCACAUCUGAUUUUUUUCGAAAGGAACACCUUGUACUUUGCCAGGGAGUGUUUUCUAAGAGGGGCAUGAAGCAGAGGUGAAAAUAAAGUAAGAAACCAUCUCAGACUGGGCUGUUUCCCACAAGGAGAUCUGGUUCUUUCAUAGAUACAGCAAUGGGGAUAAAGAAUUGGGAGUCCACUCUCAUUAAUCUGUGACUCCACUUCUUAAAUCAAUAUCUAUUUGUUGAGUGCCGAUUGAUCAAGACCUUGCACAUGUCUGUUCAUUUCAAUCUGACAUGACUCUUGGUGGAGGUUGAGUGAAAAAUCACCCCAAAUGACACCAUGUAAAGAGCAGGAUGGGAGAUCAGUUCUUUAUGAGUCAUUCCUUUGGGAUACAAGGAGUCCUGGGUGGCAGGUGGCUAGUGCCUAAGCCAAAUUGAGGUGAGGACCACAAAACACAGAAAUCUAGCCCUUGUGAUUUGUUUCUGCCGCUGUGUUUCCUGUUGUCAAUGCUAAGUGUGUAUUUGUUUGUAAUUAUGAACUGAAGCACAAAAACACGCAUGAGGCAUUGUAGUCAUAUGUCUGAUGCCACACUUUGGAGCAAAAACCUUUCAGUGGUAAAUAAAUAAUUUCCAAUUGGGUUA
Miniopterus natalensis is the source of this 4493-nucleotide messenger RNA. The record is from RefSeq and is a predicted model, not a curated record. NCBI's taxonomy places the organism in Eukaryota, Metazoa, Chordata, Mammalia, Chiroptera, Miniopteridae.